AAAAGUUAGGUCAUUUUUAUAACACAUUUGCAUGUUCUGAGCGUUGAGGAGCGGUCGUAGCUAAGUUUGGAAGGAUUUGGAGAUUUUUCACCAUAGAGAGUGGUACCACUAUCUGAAGGUGGCAGAGAGACACGCUGGCAAUACGCUUACAGGAAACAUUUUUGCCAUUUUCAGCUAAAAGACAAAAAUAAAGCACAUAAAACUAAAAUUACAUAAUUGUUUUGAGUAAUUUGAGAAUAAAAAAGUUCAAUCUUCAAUGGAGAUGGAGAAGAAGAAGAAGAAGAAAAUGACUGGCUACAACUUUAAACAAUUGUUUAAACAACAAGCAAAACAAAGAUCAAACUUCUCAGGAAGUGCUGUCAAAAGGGUGGCUCAAGAGGAAGACCACCAUGCACACAGGGUGGUAGUGCAAAGAGGGAAACAAAUCUCAGAAAAUGCUGUCAAAAGGGUGGCUCAAGAGGAAGACCACCAUGAACAAGUAGCCAUAAAAGAUGCAAACAGGGUGAAAGCGCGAAGAGAGAAACAAACCUCAGAAAAUCGCUGUUCAGAAAGUGCUGCUAAAAGGGUGGCUCAAGAGCAAGAUCACCAUGAAGAUGUAACUAUAAAAGAUGCACACAGGUACACCUUGAAAUCCAAGUUCAUUGAAUACUGGGUUCCUGUCAAACUCUCGAAUGAACAAAUUGAGCAAUAUUGCCUUUGCCUCGUUUCAAAUUCAGCAUGGCUUCGCUCAUGUUUGAAGAAUGAUAUGCCAAGCUCCCCCCAUGAUAUACUUGUAUCUACCAGGAAGUCUUGUGAUCACCCGUACCUCGAAGAUGAUGGUUCUCUUCAUGACAUAGUUAUGAAAGGGAAAUCUGUAGAUCAGCAAUUUGAUGCUGAAAUUAAACUAAGUGGAAAAAUGGAACUCCUCUAUAAUAUUCUUCAGGAGAUCAAACAGCAAGGACAAAGAGUCCUCAUUCUUUUUCGGUGUCUUGGUCGCUCGGGUGUUAUAUCUGUUGGGGAUAUCUUGGAUGAUAUUGUUUAUCGGAUAUUUGGUGAGGAUUCUUAUACGCGCAUUAGUGAGAAUUUUAAUCCUAGAAUGAAGGAAGCUGCCUUUAACAAGUUCAACAAUAAGGGAAGUGGGAAGUUCGCUGUUUUGAUGGAAACCCGUGCUUGUAGUUCCAGUGUCAAGCUUUUGGGAAUAGAUAUUGUUGUUUUGUUUAACAGUGACUGGGACCCAAAUAAUGAUUUAAGAUACCUGCAGAAGAUCUCAGUAUAUUCACAGUUGGAGCAUAUAAAGUUACUCCGUCUAUAUUCAUGUUUUACUGUUGAAGAGAAAGCACUAAUUCUUGCAAAGCAAGGUCUGACAAUUGACAGUACUAUAGAGAAUGUAAAACAGGCAGCUUGCCGUGAGCUGCUAACUUGGGGUGCCUCUUAUCUUUUCAAUAUGCAUGAUUGUUUCCAUGUACAAUCUUCAAUCUCAAAGAGAUUAUCUGAAGUUGCUGCUUUAGAUGAUGUCUUCACUGAAUUUUUAGGCCUAAUGUCUAGUAACUGUGAGAACAGUGAUUAUAACAGCUGUUCAAAGAUAUUGAAAGUACAGCAGAAUGGAGGGACUUAUACAAGUAAAAUAUCUCUACUUGGUGAACUGGAAUUGCAACGAAUGAAUGAUGAUUCUUAUUUAGUGAGAGGAUUGUUGGAGAAUGAAUCUCCCCAGGUUUUCUGGACAAAUCUGCUGUGUGGAAGGGUUCCUAGGUGGAAACACUUGCCGAGUCCAUCAGGAGGGGUUCGAAGGAAAGUUAGAUUCCAGGGUGAUUUGUAUCAGCCAUCUAAAGGGGAACAAGUUUCUGAAAAAGAGGGAAAUAAAGUUCAUCUUACUCCAGUGCGCAAGUUAAGGACGAAAAGGAAAUUGCAUGUUCAGGGAAAGAGACACAAACUUGGGACGUCUCAUUUUUCUGAUGGUAAUAAGCAUAAAUUCAGGCGUCUUGCUACUGACAAGGUUCAGUCCCAAGUUUGCUCAACCAUGGUUGAUCAGCAUCCAAGCGAAAUUAGUUCAAUGCAAUCGAAUCAGCCGCCGGAUGCCAAUACGUCCGCCUCUACUCACCGUGAUCAAGCUCAUCAAUUUGUGCCCACUGACCUUCAGUUGGAGGAUUCGAAUUGGCCAAUAGAUUCUUCUAUUCAGCAGUCUACAGGAAAUUUGCCACUGCAACAAAACACGAGUAUUGAUGCAGUAAACGGUUCAAGUAUGAGAAGCAGAAACAACCACGAAGAUCAAUGCCGUCCUGAUGCCUCUCCAAAUACACCUAAUCUGUCUCAAUCCCCUUACGUACAGCCACUUCAAACAGAGAUGGAGAGGAUACAAAAGGAGAGAGGACACAUUAAUAAAUUGCACGAAGAUAGGAAAUUGUUGCUGAAAUCUGAAUUUGAGAAAGAACUAGAUUUGUUAAAGAAGAAGUAUGAUUUGCUGCAUCAGAUUGCUGAAAUGGACUUUGCUCGAAAGCAAAAAGAACUUGAUACGAUCUAUGACAAAGUGCAUGUGCAUAAAUUACUAGCUGAAGCUAUGACACAAGUAGAAGAUACUGCUGAUACAUUUGAUGUUGUUGGGAAGACUAUUACCGGAACUGGACAAUCAUCACCAAACAGACCAAGUAGUGUCCCAGCAAUGACUGCAUCCAUCUCAGAACCUGUCAACUCAGAGCACCCACCUGCUGAUCCUCAAAUAUCCUCUGAGAAUUUUCCAAUGGCUGCUAUUCCAUCUCCAAAUGCUGAAUUUCCUAGAAUGGAAGAGUCAGCUGUAGUUCCGCGGACAAGUGCAAGGGCCACUCUGCAAACGGAAUCCUCUGCUAAUCUGCCAAGAAGUGGUUCACAUGUGAGCAUGACCCCAACACCAAACUAUCAGUCCGUCAUCCUUACUCCAUCAACUAGCUUUCCAUGUCAACGCUCGAUUCAAACAUUGAGUUAUGCAAAGAACCCUGGAGCAGGCUGUGAACAACGGAGACCCGCUCCGCAUCUGAGACCAUUUAGACCACUGCCAACAAUGAAUUCUUGCAAUUCCAGCCUGUUGCCCAAGAACUCAGUGCACAAUGAAGAUGUUGUUGGGAGGACUAUUGCCGGAACUGGACAAUCAUCACCAAACAUACGAAGUAGUAUCCCGGCAAUGAUUGCAUCCAUCUCAGAACCUGUCAACUCAGAGCACCGAGCUGCUGAUCCUCAAAUAUCCUUUGAGAAUUUUCCAAUGGCUGCCAUUCCAUCUCCGAAUGCUGAAUUUCCUAGAGUGGAAGAGUCAGCUGUAGUUCCGCGGACAAGUGCAAGGGCCACUCUGCAAACGGAAUCCUUUGCUAAUCUGCCAACAAGUGGCUCACAUAUCAGUGUGACCCCAACUCUAAACUAUCAGUCCGUCAUCCUUACACCAUCAACAAGCUUUCCAAGCCAACUCCCUAUUCAAACUUUGAGUUAUGCGGCGAACCCUGGAGCAGGCUGUGAACAACGGAGAUCAGCUCCUUAUCUGAGACCUUUUAGAGCACUGCCAACAAUGAAUUCUUGCAAUUCCAGCCUGUUUCCCAACAACUUAGUGCACAAUGAAGGUGAUGAAACUUCUCAUUGGUAUGACCAAAUAGGAUUUUGAUUAUUCAAUGUGUGGUAGACUGCCAGCAGGAACUUGAUCAUUUUGCUCUAUGCAAAGUGCUAGUAUUAGGUUUUUGACUGAUAUCUAGAAUAGUGAAUUACAGAUCAGGCUUGUCAAAUUUCUAGGAACUCUAGGCAGUGGACAACAUUCUCUUUUAGGUGCUUUGAACUUAGUCGCCUGAGACCAUUCGUUGCAUAUAGUUGUAGUAUACAGGUAAGUGUUUUUGGCCUUUCACCCAUUUGUUUCGAAACUUUGGCGUCAUGCCUAUUGAAUAUUUGGUAUAAUGGGCAUGAAAUUGCCUAUUUUGUACAAACUUUUGAAGAUAUGCUGUCAGAAAUAGCAUUAGCUUUGAUGAA
Messenger RNA from Lycium barbarum (goji berry), 3954 nucleotides. RefSeq lists its product as uncharacterized. The transcript has 15 exons. The coding region runs from base 257 to 3598 and encodes 1113 amino acids. Gene Ontology annotation, cellular component: chromatin; nucleus. Gene Ontology annotation, molecular function: ATP hydrolysis activity; chromatin binding; ATP-dependent chromatin remodeler activity. NCBI's taxonomy places the organism in Eukaryota, Viridiplantae, Streptophyta, Magnoliopsida, Solanales, Solanaceae. The record is from RefSeq and is a predicted model, not a curated record. Gene Ontology annotation, biological process: chromatin remodeling; negative regulation of transcription by RNA polymerase II.